Scleropages formosus (Asian bonytongue) is the source of this 4629-nucleotide messenger RNA. RefSeq names its product TEA domain family member 3 a (gene tead3a). The transcript has 15 exons. Bases 583 to 1863 code for a protein of 426 amino acids. Gene Ontology annotation, molecular function: RNA polymerase II cis-regulatory region sequence-specific DNA binding; DNA-binding transcription factor activity, RNA polymerase II-specific. The record is from RefSeq and is a predicted model, not a curated record. NCBI's taxonomy places the organism in Eukaryota, Metazoa, Chordata, Actinopteri, Osteoglossiformes, Osteoglossidae. Gene Ontology annotation, cellular component: transcription regulator complex. Gene Ontology annotation, biological process: embryonic organ development; hippo signaling; positive regulation of transcription by RNA polymerase II.
CUGGGUGGGCAGGCCUGGGGUAGUUCCAGGGAAGUUCUGCCCCCAGCUCUGCCGAUCGACGCCGGCCCCGUGGCUCCUCCUAGAAACUUUUUUUCCCCCCCUCCUUGGUUUUUCAGAGUCGUGCGUUGAUUUCAUACCAAAGUCAUACUUUACAUUCCACCUUUACUGUCAAACCCGGAGAAAUAUUUAUUGAAAACAAAAAAGGCGCCCGAAUACAGAAAUAAAGAGUUUAUGUGAGUGAACUUUUGGGGGGAAGCGCUGGAACAGGCAGAAGCGCGGAGCUGAAGAAAGUUUAUUGGAUCUUCCCUACAAACUUCCCCAGAUUUUGGGGGGGUGAGCAGACCCGUUUUUGUUUUCCCAACCCGGGGGAGCAGAAGAGGAAACAAAAAGAAGUCAAUCAAUCCGAGGACUUCUUAAGUGCACGCAUUUCCUCGCGCGCCGCCUUAACAGUUUCAUAGUUGUCAGUCCAGGGCUCAUUGCAGGGCCCAAGGGGGAGCCGCCACGAUUGCGUCCAACGAGUGGAGUGCCAACGGCAGCCCGGAGGAGGGGCGGGAGGAUGGGGCUGACGGCCUGGACAAGGGCAUGGACGGGGACGCUGAGGGCGUGUGGAGCCCUGACAUCGAGCAGAGCUUCCAGGAGGCACUGGCCAUCUACCCGCCCUGUGGGCGCCGGAAGAUCAUCCUGUCAGAUGAGGGCAAAAUGUACGGUCGUAACGAGUUAAUUGCGAGAUACAUCAAGCUAAGGACAGGAAAGACCCGCACAAGAAAACAGGUUUCUAGUCACUUGCAGGUUCUUGCCCGGAGAAAGUCUCGCGAGAUACAGUCAAAGCUGAAGGCAAUGAACUUGGAUCAGGCCGCCAAAGACAAAGCUUUGCAGAACAUGGCAGCCCUGUCCUCAGCACAGAUUGUAUCUGCCAGCGUGAUGAAGAGCCAACUGCCCCCCCUGCCUCAGCCACCUUACCCACCACCUGCCCGAUUCUGGUCAGGUCACAUCCCAGGACAGCCUGGACCCUCUCAGGAGCUGACUCUUGAGAUGAACCCGGGAGGGACUCCUGGGCUCGGUCGCACCAGCUAUGCCAUCAAACCAUUUGCACAGACCCCAUACCCCAACAUUCAAGGCCCUGUGCCAACGCCCAUAUCAACCUACGAGCCCCUGCCCGCCCCCCUGCCUCCGGCCGCCACAGCAGUGCCCGUGUGGCAGGACCGGACCAUCGCCUCCUCCAAGCUGCGCUUGUUGGAGUACUCGGCCUUCAUGGAGGUGCAGCGGGAUCCCGAGACGUAUAGCAAACACCUAUUCGUUCACAUCGGGCAAACCAACCCCUCGUACAGCGACCCUCUGUUGGAGGCGGUGGACAUCCGGCAGAUCUAUGACAAGUUCCCGGAGAAGAAGGGUGGCCUAAAGGAGCUGUAUGAAAAGGGCCCACAGAAUGCUUUUUUCCUGGUCAAGUUCUGGGCUGACCUGAACAGCAGCGGGAUGCAGGAUGGCCCUGGGUCCUUCUAUGGUGUGAGCAGCCAGUACAGUAGUUCUGACAAUAUGACGAUCACCGUUUCAACCAAGGUCUGCUCCUUUGGCAAGCAGGUGGUAGAGAAGGUUGAGACAGAAUAUGCUCGUGUGGAGGGUGGAAGGUGUGUGUACCGGAUCCAUCGCUCCCCCAUGUGUGAGUACAUGAUCAACUUCAUCCACAAGCUCAAGCACCUGCCAGAGAAGUACAUGAUGAACAGCGUGCUGGAGAACUUCACCAUCUUGCAGGUUGUAACAAACAGGGACACCCAGGAGACUCUGCUGUGCAUAGCGUUUGUUUUUGAGGUAUCAACGAGCGAACAUGGUGCACAGUACCAUGUCUACCGGCUUGUAAAGGACUAGGGGUCCUAUGUGGAGGAGCUCAGCAUCAACUGAGAGCCUGGACAUCGACUUCAAUGAAAAAUGUCAAACCAAAAAUAAUAAUAAUUACAUGUAUACACACACACACACGCACACACAACAUGACAACAGUAAACAGAAAAAAAAUGUAUGUUUUAUAGCACAGUGGGUAUUUUCUACUAUCAUUACUAAUUUUGUAAAAUAGGAAAAGUAUGAAGUUGAAAGAGAAAAACAAAAAACUAUGCACUACUUUGUGUACGGAUUGCGUGUGUGUGUGUGUGUUUGUGUAUAUACACAUACACACACGCACACACAGAGCAAGUUACAUCGGUUAUGUUCCUUCACUGUUUUCAGGGAUGAUGUGAGUAUAUAAUUUUGUGAGCCGAUGAGGAAGUUUUUACAGUAUGUGUUCGCAAAGAUUCAUCAACAGGAAGUAGGACUAGACAUGAGGUUGCAGAAUGCGAUGACACAAGAUAGGUCAAAUAAAAAAUCAGGCCAUUGUAAGCACAUAAACUCAGAAGGUUCUGGUAAUUCGAUGAUGGUGUCAAAUAUACAACCCUGGAGGCAACUGCAUGGAGUGACUUUGGAGCCUGAUCACUACCUCUUUGUCUUGGAUAAAGCUGAAAGCCGAAAGAAAGCAGGGGGUAUGAGCAGCUGUGGCUGCUGUCUGGAGGAGGCGGCAUUCUGGAUUCUGGAAGUGCUCUUUUAAGCAGGGAGUCGUUCGGCAGAGGAAAGCAGAAGGACAAAAGAAGUUGGCAUUUUAAAUAUUUCUGAAAAUGUGGGUACGUUCUGAGUUUCCGCCAGCGCAAACAGUGGGGAAAAGGCUCUUCUGUUUUGUUACAGGGGUUCUUUCGGUCAGCUGCGGAACUAUACCGAAGUUAUGUUUAAAUAGGACGUGUGCUUGUUUUUCUUAACUAAUUAGGAACAAACGCAAAUUGGGGCUGAGUAUAUCUACCUCCUGGUGCUUUGUGAUCUUUUUUUUUGUUUGUUUGUUUGUAUUUUUUAAGCCUUAAACCAAGAGCCUGUUUGGAAUGCCACAGAAAGGGUACGAGGCCCCUGGCCAUGUCGGUACCCAAAGAUUUCCAGCACUUAAUGGACCCAUGCCACAGUCAUGCUUUGUGUGUAGCUACCCUUACUUUCACAACCAUUUGACGGAGACAAGCGUUGAAGUCAAAGGUGCUGUGACGUCAAAUGCAGGGUAUAUAAAACAAGAUGUGUAUUUUUUUCUUUGUUUGGAAGCUGCCUUAACACAGCAUCAACUGUUUCUUAAUAGUGUACCUGGAGAUAAUGGAGAACAUGUUACGUAGGAAUAGUCUGAGCAUUUGUUCAUAAUUUUCACAAACCCCUCAUUAAUACCUUAGCACAGAAGUCAGGUUUUUUUAUUCUUCAAAAAAAAUGGUUUCUGAAAACUGUAUUUUUCAUUUAAUGUAUUCACAUGGAAUUCAGGCCUAAUGUGGUUAAUUCUGUUUUUUUUUUUUUUUAACACCCAUCGUAAGUGUAUGGUAUCGCUGCACUCCAGUUGCACAGGUUUUUCAUUUAUUUAAUUUUCUUUUUGAAAAUAAUUCACAAGUAAACCUAAUCAAUUGGAAAACAAAUGACUGCUGCUGCAAAAAAAGUAUGUGGCUGAGAUUCUGUUUUCCUUCUAACUGCCAUGUGCACUACAGUCACACAAAGGCAAAGUUUUGAAGCAAAAGGUUUUCUUUUCCCCCUUAACUAUUGAGAGAAGCUCAGAAAUGAUGUGCAUUACAAGUUCAGGUAGGAAGGACUGCCUACAUCCUGUCUUUUUUCCUUGAAAAGGUCAUUUAGUGUCUGAGCGCUUGCAUUAUUUGUAGCAGGUGGACAUUGGAGAAAAUGGGAACACUAAUAAUUCACCAUGUGUGACACAAUGUGUCAUUUCAGGGGAAAUACAAACAGGUAUACAAACACAUAUUCAUGAUUUUUCGUAUGCAUGCGAAUGAACAGUUAAGAAUAAGAUUGACAGCCGUGUUCCCCUACCUUCCCUGUUGUGUAUGUAUGUGUGUGUGUGUGUGUGUGUGUGUGUGUGUGUGUGUGUGUGUGUGUGUGUGUGUGUAUUUGCAUGUAUUCUUCUUUGAGUCUCUAUUUCCUCUAUGUAGCAAUGGAAAUGGUGACUGACAGCCAGUUCAGAAAUGACCCGACAAAGGUUGUAAUACCUGUUGUUCAGGUUGUGUUGUGUCUGUUGACUGUUCUUAAGUGUGGUUACAUCAGGACCUGGGAGGUUUACACAUCUGUUCUUCAAACUAAUUUUGUCAUUGCAAAUGGAAAAAAAAAAAAAACCCUAUCUGAACAUUUUACAUCCUCAUGGCAAUUUCUGGGUGGGGGGAAGGGAGUAAGCAGGGGGUUUGGCAGACUACUCCGGUCAGUCUCUGGACACAGGAGUGACCGGUAUAUGUGUAGCAGGGGAUGUCUGACAAUACAUGAAAUUGUGGUUUAUUGAAACAGUGCAUUUCUCUGUGUCUUUCCCUUUUGUAACGCUCAUUUUCCAGGCCUUUCAGUAAGAGCUUCCACAUCCAUUGUAUACUGUGUUUGUUGUUGUUGUUUUUGAUAUUGUUUAGGUAUGUGUAUGAAUUCUAAGCUGAAAGGGAGGGGGGAUGUUAUUUUGUAUUUUUCCCCCUUUUUCAUUUGGUGGUGCCUUGGUUCCAAACAGUGCGUUGCAUUCUUGUAUAUUCUGUUCUUUACAAUGUGAUGGGUUGUAUCUUAUAAUCUGUGUAUUGUGUAUAAUCUACAAAUAAAAAUACGCAUGGUGCCUUA